Molecule: messenger RNA, 961 nt
Organism: Pseudogymnoascus verrucosus
Lineage: Eukaryota; Fungi; Ascomycota; Leotiomycetes; Thelebolales; Thelebolaceae
Exons: 3
Coding region: 237-797 (186 amino acids)
Source: RefSeq, a predicted model, not a curated record
CUGCUAUCCUAUCCUACCAAUACACAUUGAACCGGUUUCACCCAAUUAUUGAGGUCUGUAAUGGAGCCGAUGAGGGAUUACGGUAAUCAACAUCCGAUUAUCCCAUAUAUUGGGUUUUCAGAACUAUAAUUACCUAUCUUCCCCCCCACAAUCUACUAUCUGAGCUUCUAAAACAAGCAGGAUACAAGCCCAACAAACCGCCAAAACACUAUAUUUCAACAUUUCCAUCUCUCAAGAUGAAGAUCAAAAUAUUCGCAGUCCUCUCUGCCUUAGCAGCCAUAACCAUUGCUGCCCCUCAAUACCACCAGAUCAAAAUUAGUGGUACAACGGCAGAUGAUGCUUCAACCCCCCCGUCCAUACCUUCUACCCCCAACAAAGAAAUUGAUAUCAAGAUCCAAAUUAGCGACACAACUUCAGCCGCGUCUUCUUCUCUAUUUGAAGAUGAAUGUUGGAAACUUUGCUUUUCUGAAGCUAUCUUUAAAUGCCUAGAUAAAUGGCAUCCCAAGAAGCUUGGCAGCUGCUGGACUUGCUGCAAAGAUACCUCCUCCCCGUCUAUAUCGUCUACCACCAACGGAGAAGAAAUCGAAGUCAAGAUCCAAAUUAGCGACGCAACUUCAGGCACGUCUGCUUCUUCUAUAUUUGAUGAAUUUUGUUCGAGGGUUUUCUCGCCUGUAGAGAUAGAGUGCCCAAAGGAAUAUUAUCCUAAACAAAUUAGCGAAGGCCAUUGGACCUGUUGCAAAGAAAUCGUAAGUAAUGCUGCUAUAUCGCGUCAGUUUGGGUUGACAGCGGAUCUUUAAUGAAAUGGCGCAUUCUGGAAGGAAAUAGAGGACAUACUUUCAACAACGCUCCUCUAGGGAAGAUACGGAGAUAGGUGGGAAGUUAUAACUACGUACAGCAGGAUACUCGUGAAAAAAAUAGCUUGAAAUAUGCGUCCAUAAAGCAUUUGAUCAUUGUUUAUGCC